AUGGCUGAUUCUUCUCCCGGUGGAUCUCCUCUUUCCACCCUUUCCUCUGAUGCCUUCGAAGCAGAAGAGGAGCACGACGCCAUAGCUGUUGAAGCUCCAAUGCCUCCAGCAAAGAGACAAAAGAUCGGAGAUUCCUCCAUGGAAUCUAUGCGCGCAACUCCAACUCACCAUCUCGAUGACGAUGCCUUCUCCUCAAUCGCAAUAUCCUCUGAUACCGAUGGCGAAGUGCCCAGUUCUCCCAGCAACCUCCGACCCGAAGACGAUGAUACACAUGAGCAAGUGACAGUAUGCUCCUGGACAGACUGCGACGCAGGAGAUACGGGGGACAUGGACAAGCUUGUUGACCAUAUUCAUAAUGAGCAUAUUGAGACAAGGGGCAAGAAAUAUACCUGCGAAUGGUCGGAUUGUACACGCAAGGGUAUGCCGCAUGCAAGUGCGUAUGCUUUGAAGUCGCAUAUGAGAAGUCAUACAAGAGAGAAACCCUUCUAUUGUACCCUACCAGAAUGUGACCGUGCCUUUACGCGCUCUGAUGCGUUGGCCAAACAUCAUCGAACUGUUCACGAGACCGAAGCAUUACGCCCGUCAGAUCCAAUUCCCAAAUCUAUGCAAGCAUUGCACAAAACAUCACGGCUAAAGGACGUGAUGAAGCCGCCUCAACCUCACGCCGAAGGCCACUUUGCAGGACCUCUGAAUGGUGUUGUCGAUGGCAGCGACCUUAAUGGCUGGACCUCAUCAUAUUCAGAAGAACUUGGGUUCACAGCAGAGGAAGAGGCUAGGGGACCGAAAGAGUUGUGGCGACUAUUACGCAGGCAAUUGCAUUGGGCGGAAGAAGAAACAGAUUCUUUAAAGCGGCAAUGUGAGAUGAUCGAAGAGCUACGGAAGAAAGAGUGGCUCGAGAAAGAAAUUUUGCUGGACCAAACAAUGAAAAAUGAAAUCAGCUGGCAUGUCAGGAGGAGUGAGGUUUUGGCAGGCAGAGCAGAGAUACCGACUGGAGACGAACUCAAAGCAGCUGCUGAACGAGCUGCUUUGAACAAAGUCCUCUCACCCCCAUCUUUUGAAGGGAUGUCGCCGGGUCCGAGACCAAUAAAAGGUCAGCCUAUUGAGGACCAACGAGAGGCAGCUGCCGUUUUAGCGUCUUUACACCAGGCGUAA
Messenger RNA from Hyaloscypha bicolor E, 1152 nucleotides. RefSeq lists its product as uncharacterized. Bases 1 to 1152 code for a protein of 383 amino acids. The record is from RefSeq and is a predicted model, not a curated record. Gene Ontology annotation, biological process: regulation of transcription by RNA polymerase II. Lineage: Eukaryota; Fungi; Ascomycota; Leotiomycetes; Helotiales; Hyaloscyphaceae. Gene Ontology annotation, cellular component: nucleus. The transcript has 2 exons. Gene Ontology annotation, molecular function: DNA-binding transcription factor activity, RNA polymerase II-specific; RNA polymerase II cis-regulatory region sequence-specific DNA binding.